UCAGUGUGCGCCUAGCGUUGGGAACAAGUCUCACUAGUCGGAUUUUAAACCGGUGAGAGAGACACGUCGAGAGAUUCCAAGCAGGACAGACCAGAAAUGAACUAUCUAAUGACUUGCCACAUCCGUGCACAGUCUGAAAGAGCCUGCACUCGAGACUCAUGAAUAAGGAUUGCAUUCUUUUUUUCCACCUUGGAAGAUCUGGCAAUAAUUUUGUGUAUCCACACAUUUGUACGUUUGUUUUGAUUUGGCGUGCGUGCUUUUGCAAUAAUUCGUUUCGGUCAUUUUGUUUGGUUAAUUUGUGAAUUGCACGUUUUGCGGAAUAGCCUAACUGGAAUUUUGGAGCCAAGAAUAAUCCAAUAGGAGAGUUUUACAGCAUCAACAUGUUAUUCUGAAGAUGGGACGUUGCGAGGCGAAGAAAAGCUCACCCAUUUCAACCCAUCAUCCAUCCACCAUCGAGCUGUGACUACCACAUUCCCUUCAUAAUUUGUCAACAACUGGACAAACAACAGUGGGAGUGAAACGAGAAGAGGAAAGUUCAGUCUAAACGCCGCGGAAAAACGAUAAGAAAGAAUUUCUGGAAAGUAAACUCUUGCAGAAAAACAGCAACAAACGCCUCUUGGAAUUGAUAUUACAGCGGAGCGCUGUUCACACCUGCACGAGCUACUUUUCCAUAAAUGUGUAUUUUGUGGAAUUGUCUGCUUAAAUCCACAUAGACUACACCGUUGUUUAACUGUUCUCGUGCGUGUGGGUUCACGUAGAUAUUCAUGCAGGCUCCCGAAACACGUUGUACCUGCUAACACUGACGGAUUCACCCACUGGGGUUGAAGCACACACGCUUUGUUCAAAAUCCAGAGCCUUCAAACCUCUGGGAGAAUAUCCCACGUAGAUUUUAUGGGUGUAAAAAGACGGAAUUCGGGAUUUGAGAUGGCAAGUCGUGGCUGUGAAAAUGGAUUGGGAAUUCUCCUGAUAUUCUUAGUGGAUUUACUCGGGAUCACGGCGACCAACAUGGAGCCCAUCUACUGGAAUUCCGUGAACAAAAGGUUUAGUGCUGAUGAGGGUUACAUCCUCUACCCUCAGAUCGGCGAUCGUCUGGACCUCAUCUGUCCAGCAUCAGAGCCCCCAGGUCCCCGAGCCCCCGCCGAAUACGAGUACUAUAAACUAUACCUGGUGUCAUCACGGGACCAGGCGGACAGGUGUGAAGUGACUGGUGCUCCCAACCUGCUCCUCACCUGCGAUAAACCCAACAGCGACAUGCGUUUCACCAUCAAGUUUCAGGAGUACUCGCCCAACCUGUGGGGCCACGAAUUUAAAACGAAUCAGGACUAUUUCAUCAUCGCUACUUCAGAUGGGACCCGUCAGGGGCUGGAGAGCGUGAGAGGAGGAGUUUGUGCUACACAGGGCAUGAAGGUGGUGCUGAAAGUGGGACAGAAUCCAUAUGGCCUCCCAGCCAAGUCCCCCAAACCUGACCCAGCGAGCCGUAUCAACAACCAGAAUCCAGGUACUGGAAACAGCACACAUCCCCGAAUUCCCUCAAGAGGACCGGGUGGAGAGAACGGCCCUCUCCCUCCCUCCAAUAUCGCUGUUAUCGCAGGUGCCGCCGGAGGUUCUGCCUUCCUCCUUCUCGUCACUGCCGUCAUCUGUGUGGUGUGUUACCGACGACGACACGCCAAACAUUCAGAAUCGCACCACCCUCCUCUCUCCCUCUCAUCCUUGACCUCGCCCAAGCGAGGCUGUGGCGGGGGCGGAGGAAGUGGCAACAACAACGGAUCAGAGCCUAGCGACAUCAUCAUCCCUCUGCGGACUUCUGACUCCGCCUACUGCCCCCACUACGAGAAAGUCAGCGGGGACUACGGUCAUCCGGUCUACAUCGUACAGGAGAUGCCCCCUCAGAGUCCAGCCAACAUCUACUACAAAGUAUGAGAACCGGAGACGACCUUACCGACAACUACGAUGACCACACCAACCUUAACUACUACCUAAAUCCCGCCCCACCGCCGCAGUCCUCCACGUGACUGCGGUUGUCCCUGUAGAUCAGAUCCUUUUACCUUCACACACAUUUCUCCCAUAUAGUGACUUUUUGGGGCCGGGUGUGUGUUAUCAUUCCUCACAAGUCCCCCAACCUUCGGCCUUCUGUUAGAGAGAGGAUGUCCUGAUACAAGGGCCUCCUUCUCUCUGACAUCCCACCGGGAAAAGUUCUUAAAGCUAGAGAAGACCUCCUGGAGCGAUUCUGCCAACUGAAACAAAACAUAUAAACUCCUAGUUUCAUUGGAGCACAAGCGUCAAAACUGUCUUUUCUGAUGUACUCGCAAAAAUACGAAAAAACGAACACUCAACUUGUCCAAACCUCGAAAAACAUUUUGAACUUCGACCUUGAAUGCUACAUUUACUCACAAAUAGCAGUCUAGUUUGUGUUACUACUCCUCUGUAAGGGGGGGAGCCAUUGAUUUAGCCAAUCGUCGCACAGGGCUCCAGUCACGUGAUGUGUGGACCCAUGUGUUUGGUUGGUGGAGUUGCAGUGGCGUGGGGAAUCUUGUAUAUUUUAAUAACGUGUGUAUUUUGUGAGUGUGUAGGAUAAAUAUUCUGACACUGCUGGUGAGCUUCAGUAAAACUUGCGAGUGUUUGUGUGGAUGAGUGUGUGUCUGAGUACAGUGUCAGUGUUAGCGUGAAUGCGUGUUUGUUAGACUGUUUCAAAACCAAAACAUAAAAUGUGAGUGAACAUCAAAAAUGUUUUUUUAUUGCUUUCAAACACAUAGAUUAUAAUUAUAUAUGAAUACUCAGUAAAAUAAUUUUUAGAAAAUUUCAUGUAAAGUUACACAGUUCCUUUGCUAGGCCUAAUUUGUUUAUCGACAUGUUGACCUUGUGUCUUUCCCUUUUGAGUUGUAAAUUAAUUUAAUACUUUCAUUCUGUUGCAGAAACCGAGUUUGUUUGGUUCUGUUUUCCACCUCAUUUUUCUCUUUCCCAGGAGUCUCCUCCGCUCUACACAUAUAUUUUUAUAGCUCCUUGUACUCUGAUGUAGUUUUGAAGCUAGACCUCGUUUGUGAACGUGUUGAGGUAGAACAAUCUGAGAGUUUUUUUAUUCUUAUUUUUUAAGAUGCUUUUUUUGAACAAAAAGGGAAAAAACUGAAAGGAGGGAAGAAAUGGAUGGGGUUAAAUAAAAAGGAUAUGCACACUGCCUGAUAGGAAACGAAAACGGAUGAGCAAGAAACUUCCAGAAAGAGUAAAACUAUGAAAGAAUCGCACAUUAAAAGACAAAAAAUAGGGGAGGGAGAGAUGGGAGGGGGAUGAAAGAUGCUUGAAGCAGGAGAGAGACAGAGAGAGAGCGAGAGAUAGGAAAGGUUUUUAAUAAACUCUUGGAAAAGCUCGUCUGAAGCGGUGAAGGAGGCAGAUGUGAGCGCACGGCUGUGUUCUGAGGUAGAGAGAGAGUCGGAUGAGAGGGAAGAAAGGAGCUAAUUCUCUCAGAUGGACAACAGGAUAGAUGGACACACAGAAUUCCUCUUUUAUAGAUACACAGUGCUCUUUUUUUGUUCACGUGAAGUGGAAAUAUUUCUGGGGACUCAUUUGAAAUUCUAGAGUAUCUCGGAAAACGUUUCGAUAUUAUGCAGACGCGCACACGCGCUCUGAGAGAGAUUCAAUGGCCGUGGCACACAAAAAAAGCACUUGUAGAGAGACCGCUUUUCAUCUCGCGCAUACACGUGCACGUGCAAACCGAUUACAUAAUCAAAAGCCAUUCUGAUUGGCCAUAUAUGCUAGUUUCCGUAAAAAUACUGUAAUUAGCUACUCUUUCACACGCUAUCUCUCCUUUCUCUCUCUCUCUCUCUCUCUCUCUCUCACACACACACACACACACACACAC
Molecule: messenger RNA, 3853 nt
Organism: Triplophysa rosa
Lineage: Eukaryota; Metazoa; Chordata; Actinopteri; Cypriniformes; Nemacheilidae
Gene: efnb3b
Product: ephrin-B3b
Exons: 5
Coding region: 892-1920 (342 amino acids)
Biological process (GO): ephrin receptor signaling pathway; axon guidance
Cellular component (GO): plasma membrane
Molecular function (GO): ephrin receptor binding
Source: RefSeq, a predicted model, not a curated record